Messenger RNA from Pocillopora meandrina, 8123 nucleotides. The record is from the annotation of a GenBank genome assembly. NCBI's taxonomy places the organism in Eukaryota, Metazoa, Cnidaria, Anthozoa, Scleractinia, Pocilloporidae.
AUGCUUGGGAGAGGAUUUUCAUCAUUAAGAGCCGUAAAUUCCUUAAAGAAACCGGUAUGCGAUGCUUUGAAUGCUUUCCAAGAACUCUUUCUUGCAUAUGAUCUGAAAAAAGUGUGACCUGCAAGCUGCUCUCCUACACUGACAGUAGAGUAGACAUUACUCUUGCUAGGAUUGGUUUUGAUUCCAACAGUUGAUGCCUUGUUCUAAAAUUGUGCCUAUUCAAAGGCGUUCUACCUUUUCGUCCAUUUAUGAAAAUUUACAGAAGUGUUUUAAGAGUUUGAAUAAUCAAGGGUUGAUUGUGAGCGUAGAAACUGGCUCGUUCGUUCCCUUAUGGUUCUACGACAGAUCACAUGAGGGAAGUCAGGCGAACCUAAUAAAAAAUGAAGUUAUAUUCACUUUGUUGAUUUAUGGUUUUCAGUUUGUAGGGUGGCUUACUGGCUCAAGGGGAUUAGCAAAUCAAGUGAAUGAAGCCGAAUUUGAGCUAUCAGUAAGUAUCUUCCGCCAAUUCGGUUCACUGUUGUACUGGUAAGGAAAUAUUACAGUAUACUUAAAGUUUCUCUAGACAGGUAAUCAAUUGACAGAUCGAUCAAAUAAUCGCACAUAUUUCAAGCAUGUUUUACAAACACAAACAUACAUUUACCUAUAAAAGGUUGUGAAGUUAAACUAACAUACAUGUACCUACGUACAUACAGAAUAUUUAUUAAUACUAGUAGUCGAGCUAACAUACACAACUUCCCUAUUAAGCUGAAUUCUACAAGUAUUUUGAUUGGUCAUUACUCAUGAUCUAUUGAUCUAUCAGAGGAAAGAUGUAUAGACUGCAUCACCUUAACAACCUUUUUGCUCUUUCAUUAUGUAAGAGCAUUAGACUCCAUGUUACUCUGUUUUGAACAAACAUGGAAUCUAUUUGGUAAAUGCAUCUGAUUGUGUUUGAUUUCUACAAUUACCUAACCCUUUCACUCCCGAGGUCUGAUCGUCAAUUCUCCUCUCUAGCUGUUAUACAUUUCCUUGUAAGUUAGUACCAUAGUGUUAGAUCAAGACAGUAACUCCUUCCUGAUAAGUUGGAGUAUUCGCAGUACCUGUUUGUCAGAUAAUAUUUGCAUGGAUAUCAUAGGGAGGGGUUACAUAUGAAUCACCUCUGGGAGUUAGAGGGUUAAAAGGUUCAAUUAGGGCAUCAUUGGUGCUUCUGUGAAUAAGUUGUUAACCUGUGUGAAAAUACUUCAUUUAAUACAUAUACAUUAACUUAUAUUGGGUCAGUAAAAUUGUUAAGAUAACCAACCAACCAUAAAAAUAAAAACAAAAAAUAAAUAAAUAAAAUAAAUAAAUGAAUAACAUACAGAUAUACAGAUAUAUAAAAUAAUGAUUUAAAAGUUAAAUAAAGAAAACUAUAUAAACUAUAAACAUCUCUUGUUCAAUAAAAGCUGAUGACCUAUCUUUACCUAAUAUCUCCCAAAUGCGUUCUUUUCAGGACUCUCCACUCCAUCUUUUAGAUAGUGGUCCUCCCAAAAAAGCUGUACUGACCAGAGAAGAUGGUCUACACUAUUACAAAGAGAUGCAGAUCAUUCGGAGAAUGGAGACAGCUGCUAGUACUUUAUAUAAGUCAAAAAUCAUCAGGGGUUUCUGUCAUUUGUACUCAGGGCAGGUGAGUUCAUCAAAGAUCUCUUAUCAAAGGGUAUCAUUACCUCAGACUGCAACAACCAUUGAUGUGAUAGCUAGUAGGAUAGGAUUUUUAAAAACUAACCAGUAUCAUUUGGGUUCAGACAAAAAAAUUUCUCAUUGUAAUAUCAUUUAUGAACUCUUUAAACCCUAAAAUUAGACUUCAAGCAGUCCCUCCUGUUCAGAAAACAAAAUGCAGUGCAAAAAAACUCGAUGUUAGCUGGUAGCAGGGAGCCCCCGAAGUGAUGUCAAUUGCUGCAGGAGCUCCAUGGACUCAUGCAAUGGACUUUGCCAAAAAGGAGAGACUGCUUGAAGUUUAUCUCAAUAUCAGUAAGCAUAUUCUCCAUACUUUUGUUACAUUUCCCAAGGUGCUACCAAGGAGAAUUUGCUUAUUAAUCAAGAGUUUCUGUAGUUGUUGAUCAUUUUUAUUAUUCUUAAGCCCUUAAUGUUUGAUUUCAUGGGUGAUAUUGAAAGAGAAAUUAUAUGCUGGUCACUCUUAGUGGUUAAAGCGUUAAGAUCUGAUUGUUUAAUUGGCCCCUAUUAGUCCUUAAAUUCACAUAUUUUUGUAAAUAAGUUACAAGAAUUUUGGUUUUAGAUCAAGAUAACAACAAUAAGCAAAUAUGAAAAAAGUUGAUAAAUUUGAGUAUUCUCAUGACCUGUUUCAACCAGAUUUAAUGUUUGGAAAUUGGGAGAAUUUAUAACAUGUUAAUCAAACUUGAAACAAGCAAAACAUUAAAAUUAACUUUAUUUCACAACAUAAGGUACAAAAUGAAACUUACCAGUAAAACUAGUCAAUAAUUUAAUUGCUUGUCAAGACAUGUUCUGUAUGUGUUGUUGUUUUUAAAUGUUAAUAAUUUUUUAUCCAGUUUUAAUUUCUAUAUGGGUAUUAAAUUGUGUGUCUAAAUUCAGCAAGAAUUUCUAUUUGGAGGUCUUUAAUUUGGCAAUUUUUUCACAAUCAGGAAAAAUACGAAAUUAAGUACCAAAAAAGUACCUUAGAAUGACCAACCUCCAUGCAUUCAGGAGCUUACAAAUAAUUUUAUUCAGUUGCCAUUAGCCCUUUCAACUGAUAUAAAAUGCUGUGGAUAAGUUUUUUCAAUAUUUUUUUUGUGAUGCCUUAUUGCUCAUUCCUCUUAGGAAGCAUGCUGCAUUGGAAUGGAUGCUGCUAUGGACAAGAAUGACAGUCUGAUCACUGCUUAUCGUUGUCACGGUUGGACUUACUUGAAAGGAAUAUCAGUGAAAGAAAUACUCUGUGAAUUAGCUGGUAAUAUAUACAAUUGGUCAUCACUUUUUUGUGUAAUGCCUGAAAAAAUUUUGUGCUAAUGUUAAGAUGAAAAGAUGGCCGUAUGCCAAGCUGUUGAGUUAGCACUUAGAGGAUCAACAAUUGCGAUUGGUUGCUAUCUAGUUCAGAGUUGUUCCUCUUGAUUUACAACAACUCUUUGGGUAAUGAAUAUCUUAAAGCAUACAUAUUUGUAUUAUAUCUAAUGCAGUUCUUCAUAAGAUACCUGCAUUGCAGGUCCAUCCUAGAAGAAGUGAAGGAUGAGUUUACAAUAACUAUGAAAUUAUUUUUGAUUAUGAAUCCUUGAAUUCAGGUAUGGUUUCUAUUUAUUUAACACAAUUUUAUCUCUUAAGGUCGUAAGACAGGUUGUUCUAAGGGGAAAGGAGGCUCUAUGCACAUGUAUGGUUAUGAGUAUUAUGGUGGAAAUGGAAUUGUUGGUGCACAGGUCUGUACAAGCAUUAUGUUAACCCUUUACACCCUAACAUCAGUAUGCAUAUUCUUCAUACUGUUCUCCAUACAUUUCCUAAGGUGCUGACAAGGAGAAUUUGUCCAACAUUUAAGAGGUUCUUUAGUUGCGUAUCACAUCCUAUUACUUUUGUGACCUUAAUGUGUAAUUUAGCGAUGACAUUGUGAGGAGAAACUAGAUGCUAGUCACCCAGAGGUGUCCUUGGGUUAAACAAAUUUUAGUCACAUCACUGUAUAGUAUCAUCAGUAUGUAUUUGGAUUUUUUAAUAACCUUCACACCCAUCCAAAGGUUGAGCAAAGUGAUGUAGCAUUAUUUAUAGAUAAGCUUCAUGUCUAAUUUUUAACCAAAAAAUUGUUAAGCUUGUGCAGGAAUAGCAUUGCUUAAUAGGUUUACCAUUUAGCACAAUUUCAACUUAUUAAUAAAAAGUAAUCUGGGAUUGCUUUGGUUUUGCUUUUCUUCCCUCAGUUAAUAGUUCAGAAAAUUCAACCCGCUUUCUCAACCAUUUAGUGUGACAGGUCUUGACAAUGUGGUCACUCAAGUUUCCCACACUCAUGGGCUCCUUGUGGUAUUUUCCUGUGCUCUGAUUGUUUAUUGGGUUUGGUUUUGUGUCACUCAAUAAAACUGCAUGCAAUAUGGUUGUGUUACUUUAGGUUCCACUGGGUGCAGGAAUUGCCUUAGCUCACCAGUACAGAGGAAAUGGACAAAUAUGUGUUACAUUAUAUGGCGAUGGUGCUGCAAAUCAGGGCCAGGUUAGAACAUAACACUAGUUCAUACUAGACUCUUGAAGGAUCGGUGCACACGUCCAAUUGGUGCAAAUGUCCAUCUUAAGAACUAUGAUGAAUUUACAAGAUUAGAUAGUAUAGAGAAUACAGUGUACUUUGUUGACCCCUAGCAGGAAAUGAUGGCAGUUGAAGGGUCUUUUUUUUUUAACUGUCAGCUAGCCAGAGUGUAGCCUUAAAUAAAUUCCAAGACGUAAUUGGGGAGUUUGGUUGUCCUUGGAAUUGUUAACUUUUUUCAAGGCUUGAAUCUGCUUGCCAAAAGCUCUUUAUUUUCAUAUUAUAAUGGUACAUGUUGUUUUCCUCAUUGAUUUUUAUUGUCCUUUUCUAUUGUAUGAUAAACUGAUUUUAAAAUUUCAUAGUUAGGGUAUAUUUUCUUUUGGCAAAUAAAAACUUUUGCAUAAGUGCAGUAUGAGCAGCUCAAGCCAGUGGAUUUCUAUAACAAAAGGAAAGAAAUGUGUUCCUUUUUGAUUCCAAGAGAGGUUUAAGAACUACUAGGCACUAUUAUGGAUAAGUACCUGAUUCAUUUGCUUACCUCAAAGGUGUUUGAAACCUAUAACAUGGCUAAACUCUGGAAUCUGCCAUGCAUCUUUGUGUGUGAGAAUAAUGGAUAUGGCAUGGGUACAUCAGUUGAAAGAGCAGCUGCUACCACUGAAUACCACACAAGGGGAGACUUCAUUCCUGGAAUUAAAGUAUGUUACACUAAACUGAAAUUUAACAGCAGUAAAAUUUUGUGUGGUGGAUUUGUAGACAAUGAUAAUGUUUUCUUUGUUGAAGGACCUACCUUUUGCAGCAAUAGCAAUGAUUUAUUUUUUUCACCUUACAGGUUGAUGGUAUGGAUGUUCUAACAGUGAGAGAGGUCACAAAAUUUGCUGCAGAUUAUGCACGAUCAGGAAAGGUAGUGCAUUAUGAAAGUAGUGCUUUGAUCACCAGAGAGCUAACAGUGUAACUUGGUACAGCCAGGAAAUCUGCCUGCUCUGAACAAUGGGUUGUUUUUUCCUUUGCUUGGGUAGUCCUGUCUGCUUUGUGACAGGCACUUAGUUGACAUGACAGCUACAUAUGUUUUAAUUGUGAAACAUGCAUGGAAGUGAGGAGCAAAAGAUAUGAAGGGAAUUGUGAAGUAGCAAUUACAGUAGCCCUUUGGCAUAAUGGUGAUUUCCUGAAUGAGAAAUUUAUUAUGUUAGCGACACAUGUGCAAAGAGAUGCUCACAGUUAGUGAGUAUAACGUUGUCAAAAUUUAAGUAAACGUUCUUUUUCCUCUAGGGUCCAAUUGUUUUGGAGCUGGCUACAUAUCGUUAUUAUGGGCACAGCAUGAGUGAUCCUGGCACAAGGUAAAUGUGAUGAUUGUGAACUGUAGUAAUGAUAAAAGUAGACAGCCAUGGUCCUGAAUUGUGUAACGCUGAUUAUUGGAGCAUAAACCUCUCUUCUGAGCAAAGUAUUUGCAGUGGCUUUUUGGUUACCAUAACUGGCCUCCUUAUCGAGAUGGUCUUGUUUAAGAUCUGGGUGGGUUUUUGGUGUUUUGGUGUUAUGUAGUCAGGCAAGACUCUUAGAUCUCACAGGGUGUUAUGUGUAUAGCGCCAGACAUUCCCAACUACACAACUCUGAACCUGAGCGUUGAAUCAAUCCUCUCGCUAGAUUUAAUCUUGAUGAGCAGUUAUUAACCCUUUCACUUCCAAGAUCAUAUUCAUAAUCUAUUUUUUCGUCUGCCGUACAAUUCGUGUGAUAUCAGUGCAGAAAAUUGUGUAUUGGAUCAUUUAGUAAUUCCGGCCCUUAUUAAUUUAAUUGUUUUCUCUAUUCUCGUCACUUUUCUGCUUGAUGUUGUAUUGAUCUUGUAAGGAGAAAUUCUGUUUUGGUCACUCAUGAGAGUUAAAGGGUUAAAGUAGAAGCUCUAAGGGUGAUGGAGUGUGUGAUUCUCACCAGUGAGGUACUCAGAGUAACGAAUAACCUACUUGCUUAUUUAUUUCUACUUUCUGGCAGCUACCGGUCACGUGAUGAAGUACAGGCCGUACGUAAGACGCGUGAUCCAAUCCUAAGUUUGAGAGAAAAACUUCUGGACUCAGGGCUGGCAGACACCGAUGAAAUUAAGGUACUUGUUGAACAAUAACGCGUAUUUUGUCCAGGUUAAAACAGUGAGUAUGGCAAACUCAAUUGGAAACAUAGUCUCAUCAGGAACGCUCCUUACGGAUUGUUUGUAGGUACAUUGACAACCAAACGGAUCAAUGUCAGUAUCUGGGCAAUAACGCACCUACCCCCCUCCCUUCCCCCAACUCAGCAAUAGUCAACUGAUCGUAAGUUAGGGUUAAUGUUGGGUUAGGGGAGAGGUAAGUGCGCAGUUGCCUAGAUACUGACAUUGAUCCGCGCGAAACAAACACAAACCUAACGAGGAUCUAAAGUUAAAGUUGACAGCACCUUUUUAAAGAGGCUGCCACAAAGAUAUGUAAAGUCGCCUUAAGUUAAAGAUGACUAAGCUUCAAGUUGUUUGCUGAUUCCGUGGCAGGGUAUCGAGCAGGAGGCCAAACAAUUGAUCGAAGAAGCUGUUAAAGCAGCCGAGAGCGAUCCUGACCCUACUCUGGAUGAUCUCUAUUUGGACGUGUACGCGGAUGAUAACAUGGAAGGUCAUGUGAUUCGUGGAUGCGACAACUGGUCAAGGCACGCCACGAAUUAAAGACGAGCAAUGUAACGUUGUUGAAAAAUCUUUAAAGACUACGUAUAUCCGAAAUUUUGAUAUCUAACAUCAUUUGUAAAGUACUUGAUUUUAUUCUUCAACUGUGUGGGUGUGCCUGAGGUUUGAAAGCCUCGAAAGUGUCAUAUCUAAAAAAUGUUAGAAAUCUUAACGGGUUCGGCAUCUGUUGAACCAAGGUACAAAAUAAGCGGUGUUAUCGCAUUCUUAUAAACUUGUAAUAUCGACCUGGAAGUUAUAUUUUGUCUUUGCCAUUCUUUGGCACUCUUUAAAACAAAACACUGAACAAAAAUUUUCACUGGAAAGCUUGUUGCAGGCUUGUUAAUCUUUAUUAAAGGGUAGGACUUGAAAGACAUUAUUUGAAACGAAAACUUACAUGAUUUUGUGGUUUAAAUAUCUGAAAAUGCAUGUAGGUAACCAAAUUUUGUGCCAAACGGUGUAAAGAGUGAUUCUGAUGUGCAAGAGAAAGCUGCGAUCUAUGUCCUUUAAAGGAGUCAACUAAAAGGAGAAGGUUUAUUUUAGCUUACUUUCAACGACCAGUUGGCUGUCAAAAUCAUGAAUAAGAAGGUUUUUUUGACGGGAUUUGAAUCAGGAUGAAAUUAAAUAAAGGAAUCGUGUGUUUUAUUUAUUUCUAGUGAUCUGUGACUCGAAGCUAGGUUUUGUCUUGAUUAACCCGUUGUGACAAACACACCAAACUUCUGUUUUCAUUUAGCUUAUUUCUAUAUCUCACCCCGAGAACUCCGAGCCUGUUGCAAGCGUUCAUUUAGUUAAACGAGGCGAGAUGUAGAAACGGCGUGAUAAUAACGGUAGAGCAAGAAAAAUGACAGAGGCUUCACUCGGUUCGACUGAAACCUCCCUCUAUUUUUCAAUCCUCCGCCACUAUCAUGCUUUAAACUCUCGCACUUUGUUUUUUCUUAACUUAUCGCCUAGAAGAAUCUAUAUAACUCCCUUUCCUUUCGCAUAACUCUCCUCCUGAAAAUGAUACCCUUCUAGGUAGAGAAUCCCAGUGGUAAGGAGGGGGGAACCUCUCCCCCUAAAAUUGAUACCCUUUUAGGAAGAGAAUCCCAGCAGUAUGGAGGAGAGGAGGGUGAGUGGUGGGAGUGGUCACAUGGGUAAGACUGAAAGGAAGCUUAGCACCAUUGACAAGAACUAGCAGUAGCCAUGCAAAGAGUCCUCUAUGCAUUGAUCUUUCAAAUUACACUUUGAUUAAGGGUAGCUCAUGAAUAAAUAUUAUUUCAAACUGUAUGUUUUGGCACAGAAAUAAAGUGCAAC